GACCUGGGGCUCUACUUGGCGAAGGUCGAGGCGGUCGGCCUCGCGCCGCCUCCCAAGGAGCUCCAGGACGGGAUCCGCAAGACGGUGGACGUGGCUAGGGGCCUCGAGGUGACUGGCUCGCUCCUCAAGGGCUUCGACACCAUCCACGACGCGACCCUCCUCUUCAACAUGGCCCGCAAGGCGGAGACGCAGCUCAAGAGGGUGCUCGAGGUGCUGGGCCCCGUGGACGUCAUCCACCCGAUCCUCUUCAAGAAGAUGGAGCAG
Molecule: messenger RNA, 264 nt
Organism: Prorocentrum cordatum
Lineage: Eukaryota; Dinophyceae; Prorocentrales; Prorocentraceae
Source: the annotation of a GenBank genome assembly